Xiphophorus maculatus (southern platyfish) is the source of this 1249-nucleotide messenger RNA. RefSeq names its product progestin and adipoQ receptor family member 4. Gene Ontology annotation, molecular function: signaling receptor activity. Gene Ontology annotation, cellular component: membrane. The transcript has 3 exons. Lineage: Eukaryota; Metazoa; Chordata; Actinopteri; Cyprinodontiformes; Poeciliidae. The record is from RefSeq and is a predicted model, not a curated record. Bases 250 to 1071 code for a protein of 273 amino acids.
CUGCAUCAGUGCACAUGUUCUUUUGCAGGGAUUACCCCAGAUUAGGAGUAAAAGCCGCCUGCUGAUUGGCUCGGCUCGAGCCGUGCCACUUACAGCUCAACAGGUUGCAUGCUUGGACUUGCACCUGUCCGGCGAUGGAUCUCAGAGCGCCCGGGGUUUUCUGCAGCUCAUGUGGGAGCCGUGGCUGAGCGGCCUGAGCGUUGGGAUGUAACCGUAGAGGAAGUGGUAGAUUAGCUGCCGUGCGGACUCAUGAUGGCGCUUCACCGGGGUCCGCGGCUCUUGGACUUCACGAAGACGCCGCCGCACCUGCAGUUCAACAAGUACGUCCUGACGGGAUACCGGCCCGUUUCCACCACGCCAGACUGCCUCAGGAGCCUCUUCUACAUGCACAACGAGCUGGGGAACAUCUAUAGUCAUGCCAUCCCCUUCCUCCUGUUGCUGGUGCUGCUGCCGUACAGUAUCCCCUGGAUGGAGGUGGACAGCACCUGGAUCUGUGUCGCCCACUACCUGGCCUGCCUCUGCCCCACCAUUGGCUCAGUGCUCUACCAUUUGUUCAUGAACCACAUCGGCGGUGAGCAUGUGUACGACACUCUGCUCUCCCUGGACAUGGUUGGGGUCUGCCUCGUUAACACUCUGGGAGCUCUUCCCAUCAUUUACAUCACCCUCCUGUGCUACCCGGCCGUCCAGCAGGCCGCCAUGUUGGCCUACAUCCUCCUGUCAGCCUACGGGAUCUACUGCGCCACCACGGCCCACACAAACUUCCUGCGCCUGCGGGCGUUUGUCUGGCAGGCCUUGUUCCGCAUCAGCCUCUUCCUGUUCCGGGUUUACGGCAACGGCGUGGGAAGCCCCGACUCGCUGCGGCUCUUCGUCAUCAUGGACGCCCUGGCUGUGCUGGGCGGGCUGGUCAACGUGAUCCAGAUCCCCGAGCGUUUCAGCCCCGGCCUGUUCGACAACUGGGGGAACAGCCACCAGAUCAUGCAUGUCAUGGUGGUCUGCUCCAUCGUCUACCUGCACUGGGGAACCAUGGAGGACUUGGCCUGGAUUAAGACCUUCCAGUGUCCUGCUGGGUGAAGCUCUGACCUGGGAUGCUUUAGGAUAUUUUCACACCUGAUGGUCCGGUUGAUUCGGUUCGAUUGGGGACAAAAAUUGCUGCUGCGGUUUGCUUCUACGGAAGCCAAGAGUGGAUUUUUUCCCUAUAUACCUUUUCCCAAUGGUUUUCUCAAGAUAACGACCGUAUUUUUCGGACUAU